Molecule: messenger RNA, 417 nt
Organism: Aureobasidium pullulans EXF-150
Lineage: Eukaryota; Fungi; Ascomycota; Dothideomycetes; Dothideales; Saccotheciaceae
Exons: 1
Coding region: 1-417 (138 amino acids)
Source: RefSeq, a predicted model, not a curated record
AUGACCCUCACAAGCAAACCAACGGACAUUACUGCUGGUAAUGAGCUUGACCACCUUUUUGAUGUCUACCUCAUCGGCAACGAGUAUCAAAUUUCGUCACUCUGCGAAGCCGCCGCCGAACGUGUAGUCAAACUCAUGGAACCAUGUACUCUGGAUCGCCCUUUUGGAAGGAGAUUUUCCGCCGAAGGGGAGACGGUUCGAGCCAUCAUCACCAAGACAGCAGAGCUCUACAGCUUCCAUGAACUCGCAUACACAUCACUGCUCGAUGCAGUCAUCAAGGCGCUCUUUCAUAAAUUCCCCAGCAUGGACUCGCUAGAACGGCUCCUCGAAAUCUCUGCCCUUCUGGAAAAACCUGAGAAGUUCAGCGCACGCCUGAUAAGAUGCUUCUCUCGAGGUAAAAGCUAUCAAGGCUCAUAG